AGCUGUCGGUGCGGUUACACAACCCAACCACAGUCACAGUCGUGAGUGAGAAACUCGUGUGGGAGACUGGGAGACCCGUGUCGCCGAGAUUCCUCUUGCUGAACAGUUGUUAGUAGUGUGUGGUGCCGCAAGUCGCCAGGUCGCGCGCGCCCUUUAUGAGAACUUAAGCGGACGGACGACUCUUCCGACCGAAUUGUUGCUAGUGCCAUCGAACCUCCUUCGAACCUUCUUCGCCGCCGCCGCCGCCUAAACUCCCUCUGGGUGUACCGUGAAGGAAGGUGUGCGCGAGAGUGUGUGUGUUUGUGUGAGUGUGGGUGGGGUGAAGUGUCGCGGGGACGAAUCGACAUUGUUCUUACAGCGUGACAUCUGGACGCCUAGUGCGGGAUGUUGACGGGAUUAUAAAUAACCAAUUUUUGUGUGGCAUUUGCUGGGAAAAGUGGCUUUUUGCGACGAAGCUUGAUGCUGUCAUUGCCUGCUGUGUCGUUUUGCUUCGCCGGGAAGUUCGCCCCGGAAGUGGUUUAGUGUGUGGUGCUUUGCUUGCCUUGCUACUACUCGUUGUUUACUCGUUGUUAUCCUUGAGUGAAUUGCUAACCCAAAAGAGGUGAAUUUUAGCAGAACCCUACCAGCACGGAUCGCGUGUUUCACCGCGGGUAGACAUACCAACAAGUUGAAGUGAUUUUUACAACCCCAAAGGGGUGGAACGAGGAAAAAAGCGUGAGACUAUCCGUCAAUCAACCCACAACCCACAACGGCAAGUCAGAAACCGUUGGAGCCGCUGGGUGAGAAAUUUAUUCAAAAUAGGACAUUCCAGUAAAAGUGUUUAUCACGCUCGUAUCGCUAACCACUCCCCGCUCCGUCUCUCUCUCAUUUGUCGAACACACGGGCGGAUAAAGGAAAAGAAACGAAAGGACGAACCGAGUGAAUCCUUCUUUUUCCUCACUUCAGAGUGCCGUAAUCGAUGCCAUCCAUUCAUCUCAGAAGUCGUUUGGAAUUCGAUUCGAAAGUUAGCAGCAGCAGCAGCACAAAGGUACCCGUUCCGUAGAAUACGUAAUCAAGAAUUGUUGAAGAAUUUGUUGUGUAUCGAUGCUUGGUGGGCGAUCGCUUCGAAAGCGGGGAACCGAACCGAACCCCGAGAGCCGAGAGCGAGACCAGAAAUAGUCACGCGGUGAAAAGCCAGAGGCUGUUAUGUAACUCGAGUCUCGCCAGCAGCAGACAGAGGUGUGCAAAGUGUGUGCUCUCGGUUUUGGAGUGAAUAUACAUAAGAAGUGAAAUCCUUUAUUAUUAUUUUUUUUGUCGUUUGUUUGCUCGCCUCUGGGUGAACGAUAAAAUUGAGCAGAGUUAGUGCUAUUAGUGUGCCAGUGGGACAGAUUUGCGCCUGAGCUUGGCCAAAGGUCGGAGCCACCGCAGAGUGAGAACAGUUAGCGCCGGGUACAAGAAAUGAAAUCGGUUCGGUGAAAUAGCAACGGUCACUAGAUGAAAUAGUGUAGAGAGCAACAACGAAUACACACUCAAACGACAGUACGAAAAUCGUUGCAAAAAAGGAACGGUGCCUCGCUUAAGAGAGAGAGAGGGCAAACAUACGCAAUCGUAACUCGCAACCGAAAGCGCUCCAGUCUCGGAACUAAUAGUCGCACCACCGCCGCCACCCGGUCCCCCGAUACAACCAUGGGCAAAAAGAACUCCAAGCUAAAGCAGGACACCAUCGACCGGCUCACGACGGCGACAUACUUCACAGAAAAGGAAAUUCGACAAUGGCACAAAGGAUUCCUAAAAGACUGUCCCAACGGGCUGCUGACGGAGCAGGGUUUCAUCAAAAUCUACAAGCAGUUCUUCCCACAAGGUGAUCCGAGCAAAUUUGCCUCGCUGGUGUUUCGGGUAUUCGACGAGAAUAACGAUGGCUCAAUAGAGUUCGAGGAAUUCAUCAGAGCGCUGUCGAUCACAUCGAGAGGAAACCUGGACGAGAAGCUACAUUGGGCGUUCCGAUUAUACGACGUGGAUAACGACGGUUUCAUAACGAGAGACGAAAUGUACAACAUUGUGGACGCUAUCUAUCAGAUGGUGGGUCAGCAGCCACAGGCGGAGGACGAGAACACCCCGCAGAAGCGCGUGGACAAGAUCUUCGACCAGAUGGACAAGAACCACGACGACCGGCUGACGCUGGAGGAGUUCCGCGAGGGCAGCAAGGCCGACCCCCGCAUCGUCCAGGCGCUCAGUUUGGGGGGCGAUUAACCGGAAGACGAACCGCGGGAUCCCCCGCAGCGCUCGUACCAAUACGACGAGCAGCACAACAUCGAGCUCAGACGAACGACGCCAGGCAACGCCUACUAGACGGACGGAGACAGAGAAGAUGGGCAUCGUGUGACAUCGUGUGAACAGAAGUGCAACUAACGGACGAAUGGCCUGCUGCGAACACUUUCUCCUUCGGUGGCUUUCGUUUAUCACAUAACAGACCCCCCCAUACAUAACCACAAACAAGCAAACAAACGAACACAUCCAAACAACACGUGCUUUGUUGUCAAUUUUGAGAAUAGCAAUAAAGUGUUAACGUUUGAAAAAAAAUGUACAAAACAGGCUGAAACAAUCAGAGAUUGCUUGUACUCUUUUGUUUUGUCUGCUUUUGUUUUUAUUUUCGGGUACUUUUCGGAUCGUUCCAGGAUGAGAGUGACUUCGUUAGACGAGAGCGGCGGCUUAAAAGACACACAAAAAACUUAAAAACAAUCGAAUAGCAUUUAGCAACAAUCCUUCGACUUCAGGAGGGGUAAAUUUUCCUCCAAUAACAUUAAUAAUUCGAGUACUUUUUUGAAAGCGAUAAUUGUUAGGAAAUCUCAAAUUUCAAACUUUCAAAGCGUCCAGCGCAAUCAACAAACAACAAUAAAAAAACACUCUUGUGUAUUGAGUUUGCUUGGCGGAAGAGACGGACGACAUUCGGCACGCGGAAAGAAGAAGGGAAAACCCCACACCAUCGAUCAUACUUUAAAAGUGCAAACUGUCAAAUUAAGUUGAUAGCACAAAGGCACACCCACACACACACAAAUCAGAAACUUCAAACAACCGCACACACACAGACAUACCCACCCACUACUUCGGGAGCCCCUCCCCGGAAAGGCUAGUAUUUACAGAGAAACAAACGAAAAAUAAUAGCAGAAACACUAUUUACAAAGCAAUGGGGCGCGGGUGAAUUGGGCGAUUCUUUGUCUCAUCCAAAAAGUAAACAAAAAACAGCUAGGAGAAAAAACAUGUUUAGAUGCAAGCAAACAAACAAAAAAAUAACAGUCGUGUACUAACAGUUAUUAAUAAGUGUGUAAAUUUAAGGAGUAAAACAAUGCCAAAACAAGCACUAAUAAAAAAAUCAGAAAGGAACCGCGUAGUUUAUAUGAGUAAGAAAAAAAUAAUAAGAGACAAAGACGAAGGAUAGACAGAGAGAAUAAAAAACAAGCAAAGGCAGCAUAACUUGUAAAAAAAACAACUUAGCAUUAUUUGUUACUAAAUUUUAAAAAGACUCACCGGCAGUGACAGUGAGCAGAAAAAAAUAUUGAUAUUAACGCUAAUUCUAUUGUUGUUAUUAUUGAACAUUGAAAAACAAAACUCUUACCUAAGCUAGUGAAGGUAGUGUAAAACUGAAAAUCAAAACAAGAAGCAAAAAAGUGCUAUCAAAAAGCACCCGGUUGACGGUAUGCAAAAAACACAACACUCAUUCGGGUGAGGGGAAACCCUCCCCCCAUCGAGCAAAAAGUUGUUACAGCAAUGAAAGCAAUAACGAAACGAAACGAGAAAAUCAUUGAGGAUAGUGACUUUUUAUUUGUUGUUGUGUCCAACACCAAACGUCAAUCAGAGAGAACAAAGGGAGCGAAAAAAACAUAUAAAGAUGACAUUAGGUGUUUAGAGAAAAACAAACGAAUGUAAACAGCAGCAAUCCAACCCAUCAAAUUUAAACAAAACCGAACCACAACACACAGUUGUACAAUAUGUAAUUUGGAAAAUUUGGAAACAAACAAAACGUUUGUUGCUUUUGACAAACAGCAGCAAAUGGAGGGGUUUAAUUUUUUACACCCAUAACAAAACAUGAAAUCGACUAUGGACGAAAAAAAAACAAAGGUAACCGUCUCCGUCUGACAGCAACAGCAACAACAACAAAAAAUUGACAGCGCGCUGAGAACACCGAAAAAAAAGAAACCAAAGCCAACUCGAUGCAAGUCCACUUGACGAUGAUGAUGGUGGUGGAUGUUGUCAGCGUCAUCUUAAUGCUGUUUUGCGCAAUCAACGAGACGACAGCGACGCGAAAAAUUAAUUAUCGAAAAUAAAAACUUCCGCAAUCGAUAGGGGAAGGUGGUCCUAAUCCGAUCACCCCUUGGAUCUCGUGAAUGGCGCUACCUACCGAAUUUUAAGUAGUGUCACAUGAAUGCUAUCACUACGCUACGCCUUUUUCCCGCUCCCCUGAUUCUAUCGUUUUGGCACCGUUUUGCGUUUUCAAUGCUUAAAAACGGAAAAGAUAGAUUUUUAACCUGUACAGAGGAUGAGUCGAAUGUUCUUGUAGAUGUCAAACCAUUACACAACUACACGCGCUACCUGUAGUAUCCGGCAUGCCGUUAAUUAAAAAAAGUCAGGGUGAUCCUAAGCCGACCCUUUGUGUAUGCGCGUUUGUGCGUUUAGCGUUGAGCGUUUAGCGUUGAGCGGAGAGCAUUUAGCGUUAAGUGUUGAGCGUUGAGCGAUGAGCGGGCGCUCAAAAUCAAGCGUUGAGCGCAGAGAGGCCAACCUUCCAGAUUUUUCAGAAUUUCCCAGAUUUUUUGACACGUGUUCCCUGAUAUCCUCUCAAACACUACAUUUUGCCUGAUUUUUCCUAAUUUUCGAACUUUUUACUUUAUCAGAAUAAACAUUAUCGGUAAGAAAUAUACUGCGAUCCCUGCUAUUGUUUUCCUGAUAGGAAAUGAGAGCUGUCAUGUCAUAACAGCCUUCAGGUCUGCAUUCUUUCUUUUAUUUAUCAUCUAUCUUUUCUGAAGUGAUUUGCGUAAUUAAAAGUACUGUGUCGACAUUUAUUGAAGCCCGGAGAAGGUGUGAAAGAUACUCUUUCAGAUUAGCACUCCCGAAGGCUGUUUAAAAUCGUUAUAUUUUGAAUAAAAAUAAUUACCUCUUGCUCCUUGAAUUCUUUAAGUACGUAAUCUUGACUCAUAGCCUCAGCUAUUUGUCAGGAUUUCUUCCUGAUUUUUAUUUUCAUUCUUCCUGAUUUUUGACAAUUGUAGCUGGCAACCCUGGUUGAGCGUUUAGUAUUAAGUGUUUAUCGUUAAGCGUUGAUGCGUUGAACGAUGAACGUUCACUGUGAGCGGUAAGCGUUUAACAUUGAGCGUUGAGCGUUAAGCGUUAAGGUGGAAACAGAAUGCCGCGUUGUGCGUUGCUUCUCAUCAGCUGUCAUUGCUUGCGUUUUGUACUAAAACAUUCGCCCGACGCAGUCUAUUGAUUUGCAGUCACAAUCUAGCAUUCGCGUCACCACUUGUCAUGUAAACAAAAACAAAAUAAAAGUCGUAUGAAAAUCUUGUUGUGUCCACGGAUCACUUGAAUGUUUUUAAAAACAACACAUUGACAUAUCCGACAUAUUGAGCUUCGUUUACUAGUUUAGUGGAGCGUGAAAGAAUAGCUGAUUUGCAGUCGGAAUGAACAUGUUUUCAAAAUCAAAUUAUGAAUGAAAUUAGCUUUUCGAUAUCAAACUGGUAUUCUAUUUAAAUGAAAAACAUUUUUGUUUGCAGGUGCUGAAAAAGUCUCAUACGAAAAUUCUUUAUGAAGACAACUCCAUAUUAUGAUGAAAAAAAUCAGCAACAAUGUUGGAAUUGUUUAGCCAUAUGGUUGAAUGAAAGUCAGAAACACGUGUUUCAUGUAAUCAAAUAACAUGAUGUGAAAAUUUUCAUUCAAAUUUUAGAAUUUAAAAACCGGCUUUGUGUCUUCUAAUCUGAUAGAGAUUACACUAACGAGUUCGGGACCCAAAUUAUGGCCCUAAUUUGCGACAAUUGUGCUAUGACACUUCAUUUUAAAUAUGUGUGUUUCCAUUUAGUCGAACACAAUAAUGCGUUGCGUCAUUAGCAUCGUUGUACUAAACGCUAAUAUUUGUUCUAAAGUGCUUGCGCCGAAUUCGCGAUGACAGUGGCAUGGUGUCGACGUCUGGUGGUAACUUCAAAUUAGGGCCAUAAUUUGGGUCCCAAACUCAUUAGCAUAAUCUCUAUCAGAUUAGAAGACACGAAGCCGAAUAUUUAAUUUCUAAAAUUUGAAUUCAUAUCAUGUUAUUUGAUUACUUGAAACACGUGUUUCUGACUUUCAUUCAACCGUAUGGCUAAACAAUUUCAACAUUGUUGUUGAUUUUUUUCAUCAUGACAUAGAGUUGUCUCCAUAAACAAUUUUCGUAUGAGAUUUUGACAAACAAAAAUGAGAUCUGCAAACAAAAAUGUUUUUCAUUUAAAUAGAAUACCAGUUUGAUAUGGGAAAGCUAAUUUUCAUUCCUAAUUUUAAUUUUUAAAGCGUGUUCAUUCCGACUGAAAAUCAGCUAUUCUUUCACGCUCCCCUAAACUAGUAAACGAGGCUCAAUGCCGCCAGCGCGGAUAUGUCAAUGUGUUGUUUUUAAAAACAUUCAACUGAUUCGUGGACACAACAAGAACAAUAUUUUCAUACGAAUUUUAUUUUAUUUUUGUUUACAUGAAAAAUGGUGACGCGAAUGCUAGAUUGUGACUGCAAAUCAAUAGACUGCGUCGGGCGAAUGUUUUAGUACAAAACGCAAGCAAUGACAGCUGUUGAGAAGCAAUGCACAACGCGGCAUUCUGUUUCCACCUUUAAGCGUUAGACGGUGAGCGGUGAGCGUUUAGCAUUGAGCGUUUAACGAUGAGCGUUCAGCAUUGCGUUGAGUGGUGAGCGUUAAGCAUUGAACGUUGAACGUUGAGCGUUAAGCGUUGAGUGUAUUGUUUUCGUUUUACGCCAAGCGCCGAACAGGGUGUUUAUGUUUAUUUCUUGAAGGUCGUAUAAUGCGAAAUGUUGGGACAGCUGGUGCAUCGUAACUAGCGUUCAGUCAGGUGUUAUAUAAUUUGUUAGUUUAGAAGUCGUCGGCGGAAUUUCCAUAAUGCUUACUACGCGGAAAUGCCAUGAAGGUUGUUAUUAAAACACGGGCGGAAGCAUUUAGCUUACCUGUGUUAUGAUGAGAGUUGCUUACGAAAAAAGCGGAAAAGUGUUAGGUACGGAUGUUAAUGUGGUAUGCGGAAAAGGGAUUAUUUGGGAUAUAAGUUAGAAUGCGAAAUUGAGAUUGGAGCCGCGGUGGGCUUGGCGAGGAAUGGAAUUUAGGUUAGCCUGUAUGCCACAGGUGAUCGUUUAGUAUUGAGCGUUGAGCGGGAGGAAGCGAUCUGGUGUAGUGGAUAACGUCUAUACCUCUCACGCUAAAGGUAUCGAGUUCAAUUCACACUCCCAACAUUCUUCUAACGGAAAUGGGGUGUAUGUCAUUUCCGGUCAAUUUGUAGUAGAUACGCUGCAAAAAAAAAUCGAAGGUCGGUUUAGAACUAUGGGGAGGGUCGGUUUAGGAUAGGAUUGGGUGAUCUUGGAUCGAAUUUUAGAAGAUCGAUUUUUUCUCACCACGAUUUUCGAUUUUUUGGAUCGAUUCUUUGUACCCGAAAAAAUCGUGAAGAUCGAUCUUUUUCUUUCGAUUUUUUCGAUCUUAGUUUUUUUUUCUUCAGUGUACAUUGAUUUUAAUCUCACCACCUGACAAAUUUUAUAAACAUAAUGUUAACAUUUGCAUCGCUUUCGAGGAUGUCAAAUUUGUGAAUGGAGCAGAUAUGUAUGUUUAGUCUAGGAUUGGGCGAUCUUGGAUCGAUAUUUAGAAGAUCGAUUUUUUUUUUCAAUUUUUCGAUCUAAGACAAACUUUUUGUAAAUUUUUGUUUUUCAGUAUAUAAUUUAAUAUUACCAAACACCGUUUCUUUAUUUCGCUUGCUAACAAAGUCACUUUGCUCAUUCUUCGAUUGAACUCCGUACAAAUUCUAAUAGGAUCAGAGCUAGCGACAGCUACGAGAGGUGCAAUCUACUGCAACCAGUGACUCAAACGAUCACUGCACUGGUAGGAGAAGCACUUUUUCUCUCAGGAAAGAUAAUCACAGUGUUAAAAAAUCCAAGGAAAGCAAGGUGGAGGUUAUCAUAAAAUUGAUACCACUUGUUGAGUUUUAAAUAAUACUUUUUCAAUUAUUUAUUUAAUUAAAUGAUUCCAUGAUGGUACAAAAUGAAUGCCCUGAAAAACAUUAUGUUUCUGAGGUGUAUUUUUUGUGGCCUUUAUGUUGAGAAGCAAAACAAACAAAAAAAACUUUUGAUUUUUAAAAAGAAUUAUGAAAUUUUUAUUCUAUGUUUCGAAAAAAGACCAUACUCAUAUAGAAUUAGUAGAUCCAUUAGAAAAAAAAUCGUCAGGUUUUUUAAAGAUGAGUGAAUCGAUCUUUUUAUAAAGAUCGCUCUUUCCUAGUUUGGGACCACCAUUUUUGAAGGUGUCGAAAAAGGGCCUUCCCAUUUGGCCUCGGUUUUCCCCUUUUUUAGCACUCAUGAACCACACCGACCUGUAAAAAACAUAGCUUAAGAGGUAUAGUAUUCAUUCCAAUUCCGAAGUCGCAAAAGAACGAGAAUUUUAUGUGAUGAAUGCCCAUUACAAUUUAGGGAGUCGUGUCAGGGCCACCUUCUCCUACUCGAUGCUGCUGCUGCAGCAGCAGUAGAAGCAUCUCAAGAGCAUCCGACUGGCAGCAAAAUUGAUUGAAAAAUAUUUAUUGUUCGCGUUAAAGUGCUCGGAUUCGUUGUCGUCUGUCGAUUAAGCUUCCCGGCUUCUCCGCCGCUCGGAGAAGACGCCUGGGUUUGGAAUCGAUAGAUGAAGGAAAUUCCACACGCGAAAAGCGAACAGAGCGACGGUGGGACAGGGGUGGACAUAAAAUUCGUGAUUUAAUAGAAAAUUUUCUUGGGGGAAUAGGGGAAGGAAAACGGGGGACGCCAGUCUGAUUUGAACAUUUGCUCUCUUCCGGAUACCACUUGUCACACGAACACGCGGUCGAACAACAACAAGUCAUUCGGAUGCGCUCAAAGGCGAGCCGUCACAAGUGGCGCCAUCUUCAAGUAAACACACAGAGUUUCGCCCUUAUUAUCGGGUUUCGCAUGGGCGAUGCGAAUCAUGUUUAAUGCAAUUGUUGUGUACUUGAGUGGGGGUGGAUAAUAAGUACAGGGGAACGAAAAACGAUCGUAUAAUUUGUGACCCUUUGAAAAAUAUAAUUAUGGCCACCGACGGAAAACCGUGCGACCGGCGGAGUAAGCGCGCCGUCGUCUCGCUCGUAGAAUUAGCAUUUCUAAUUAAUGGGGUAGGUUGAAGAGGGUGGAAAAAAGAAAUAAAAAAAAACUAGGAACGUGCGAACGAAAACGACCAGGGUAAACGUCGUACGUCGUUAAACAGCAGCGAGAAUGGGUUUUUAUGGUUAUUUUAUGAGCUAUUAUACACCCGGAUGCUCUCCCGCUCUCCGGACACAAGCUGUAAAUGGAUACUGGCUAUUUUUGUGUCGAGUAGAAUAUCCAUUUCAUGGGUCUUCAUCGAACCCAUUUAAAACAUUGAAUCACCAUCGGAGGCUGGAAGUUCCCGAUUCAGGGAUGGACUCUCGAAAAAAAGGACUUCAAUUAUUGGUGAUUACGAUUUUUGUCCGAUUGCCAAUCAAGUUGAACCGAAAUACAGCGUGAGACUUCACAGUUGCACUUCUUGAUUGACCAGAACCGACGGAAUGGCACAAACCAAACACUCAAUUAGCCGUGGGUAUUUCAAUCUAUCCAAAUUAUACAUUUUUAUUCAGAUAUUCAUCGUCUUUCUGACUGGCCUUGUUAUUUUAUUUCAACAUUGAAUUUGUAUUAGAAUAUCAUCAGCUGCUUCGAAAUAAAUGAAUGGUUUAUCCGCAUACCUUUUGUGAGUUUUUGCAGUGUUGCUAACAGGAUUUCAUCCCAUGAAUUGCUUUAACGAUCAUCGGGUGAGAAGAUGACUCGUGGUUCCCUCAUUCUCGUCGACCUUCGUGGAGCUGCUGGAGUUGAUGCUGUUUUGCCGGUGUCAUGGAUAGCUCUCGGGAUGAUGAACCGAUCUCGUUCAUUAUUAGACGGUUCCUGGACUGGUGGUGAUUGUUUCUGUCUGUCGAGUUCAGCAGGCACGUGGAUUGGUAAUGAUUCGGAUGAUAAUCAUGACCUGUAGGGGUCAGGCUUGUCCCCAAUACAAGGGCCACUUGCCAACUAAUCAGGUACAAGGUUCUGGAGCUGGUCAACAUGCCGUUUACACGAAUAAAUUUUACUUUUCUGUAGUUGAUUCAUUUUUGUAGUGGGAUCUCCAAAACGCGUAUUCCAAAACGUGGUCCCGAAAAUUUGGAGGAUCGUUCAUGUUUUAGUACAUUCAUGACAACUUUUCGCAACCCGCUCAAUGUCUGCAUCUAUUCCGGCCCAAUAUACAAAUGAUCGCGUCAGCCCCUUCGUCUUCAAUAUUCCCAGGUGUCCCAAGUUUUCCCGAUCUUCUUGGCGACGAUGUGAGUAGUCGAUGCCGAUGAUUCAGACGAUUCAACAAGUCUGUAAAGUCCGGAAGUAAUCUUCUCAGCGAUUUCCUUUGCGUACGACGUCCCGCGAAGCGAAUGGAAUUUUCCAUGCUUUUGAGAAGACUGGAGAUGCUCCUGGUUUGAGGUGCAAUGUAACUGGAGGUCCAACAAGCUUACCAGCGGUUUCUACCCAACUGGUAACUGGUCAAUGCAGUGGAUCUUAGGCCGCGUGUAACUAGAAAACUGUCUUUCAGACUUUUGUAGUCGAAAACUACCUUUAAUAUUGCAAAGAGUGCGCAGGUUGAUAAUACUACAAGAGGUUCCAGUGUCCAACUCCAUCUACGGUCAAUCUGGAAAUCCAGCAUCUUGAUACCUAGUGAUCCAGCUGACGAAACAAUAUUGACUUUCUGCAAAGCCUCCGUGUAAUCGGACCCCUCCUCUGAUAGAAGACACAGCUCUUCUUUCACUUGGUCUUCUUGCUUCGGGUCUUCAAACCCUUCUGGAUCAGUGAAACCUCCAGUUUUUCUUCCAGGAUGUUGAUACUCCUGGAACAACCACAAAAAAAACCCAGACUAUGUUUCACCGUGCCUUGGAAAUGGCGCUCCUGAAGCUACUCACCAGAUUUGCGUCAAAUACGAACCCCCCGCUUCCGGUUAAACAGCUCGAAUGUUCAAUCGAGCGACGCAGUAACACCCGUGAUGUUGGCGAGGAACACGGGCAGAAUUAUGCAGAAAAAAGCCUCAGGCCAACCGUCCAUUUUUGUUCCGCGGGCUUUGGCGAAAAGAAAGAUCGCUCGGUGGCUGUCGUGGUAACAGAAAGGUAGUACUCCACUUUCUGUGCACGUUGAGUGUACAGGAAUGAAUGGUUUAAGUCCAGUUGUGGUGCAACUUGUUUGUCUCUACACUCUGGUCAACUUCUAUAAGACAACCCUGAUUCAAUUUCGUUGCAACACAAACAGUUAGAAUUUCAACAAUAUACAUUCAUACAUUGUUGAAUGCUUGAAAUAAAGUAUAUUUCACGUCAAUUUCGUUCAAAACAAAUGUUUGUUUAUUUAUUGUGCCUAAAUAUGAUAAUUUCAGCUGUCCAGUUUCUAUAAGAUCAUUUCAAAACUUAUAGGGAUUAUCAAUGAAAAAUUAAAAACGGUCGGCUGAAUUACAUGUCAAUAAUUGGCAACCUUGCCAAUUCGGCUAAUAAACUGGAAAAUUUGUAUUGAAAUACUGUUUACCAAAUGCUGCUGAUCGAAUUUCUCGAUAUUUUCCAUGUUUCCGAAAUUACGACUUUGAGCUCUUCAGUCGUGGUAUACCGUGUUCCCUCAGUGUAGAUUCUGCGUACAAGGAUCCCCCUAAGAUUUUCAACAGGAUUCAAGUCUGGAGAGCGAGCCGGCCAGUCCAAAAAAUUAGGUUUUUGGUCCUUAAUACAUUGCUUAGUUUCCUUGCUGGUAUGAAUAGAAGCAUUGUUUUGCUGGAAUGUGAAUUUUCUGUGACGAUAUCCACGCAAAAACGGUAGGAGAGAGGAUUUCAGAACAUGUAUGUAGCCCUUGAAUGAUGUGAAAGCUAUUUUGAGCUUCCCGGUUGCGCCGAAUCCCGCCCAAACCAUGCACGAACCUCCACCAAAAUUCCUAGUUGAAAAAUACUGUUCCUUCUUCCGCAAAUCACACCAGUACCCGUUGAAACCAUCAGGACCAUCCAAAUUGAACUUUUUUUUCGUCAGUAAAGAUAACCUAUACAUUGAAGAACUCUUUGUUAUGGUAUAUAGCAAAAUGUAUUCUUUUGGAAACAUUUUUUGUCACAACAUACCAUGUCCCACUGUCGAUUCCAGUGAGCUUUGGCAAACUCAGACGUCUUCCGAGGUGAGAUGGUGCAAGAUGAGGAGUUUUAACCUUUUGAGCUGGUGAGGAUUUUUUACCAAAAUUUGAUGAAUUGUCACCCGAGCAGUUAAGUAGUUGAAAUAUUCUUUUAUUUGCACAUGCGAUUGUGAGGUAUUCGAACCCGCUCAUCCCGGUAAGAGAGCUUCGAUUUACAUGGAGCUCUCUUCUUCUUACCGUAUCCUUGAGGAUUCGCCAAAUAAUUGAGCACUACUUGAUUGGAUGGUUCAAUCCGACGAGAAAUUUCUCUGAUACCAACAUUUUCUUGGUGAAAUGCAUCGAUUUGUCUCUCUUCUCUCUCCGUGAGCACUGUUCCCUUCGACAUUUUCCAGAUUUAAUUGAUCAAAACAACUGAAACAACUGAGAAUGUAACUUGUCUUAUAGAAACUUGACAGUUGAAAAUACGAAAACAUUCGUUUGCGCUCAGCGCUUGCACACACACAUAUAAAAAUCAUGCAGUGUAUGGUUGUCACCAAUACCUACACACUAGAAUAUAAAUUGAAGCUUUGUUUGUUCACAAUGACACAAACCAGCAAGAUCAUCACCUGGUCUUAUAGAAGUUGGAGAGAGUGUAUGUUGGUGCCAGUUCAUAAAUCACGAUCUGGACGCGAAUAUCCGUGAAUUUCAGCCCGUAGGUCAGAAGAAUGUUAACAAUCAUGUUUCCUCAAUGAUGCGUCUAGUCGGUUACAUUGCAAGAACGGUUGUUUACUUGAAAGAUACGCCUUGGUGUACUUUGUUCCAAGUUUUACAGUGUUCCAAGUUCAAUAUCAUUCAACGACUGAAGAGUUCAACCAACAGUUGAAAAUUGACGAUUAUCAGCAUAAAUCUAUCGAACCAUCAUUCCCCAGAGGUUCUUCAUAGGGGUUAGGCCCGGAGAACAUGCCACACAUUUCCAUAACCUCAAUUUUCUAGAUCUUAGCCACGUUAUCGUUUCAGUACUGGUAUGAUUUCGGGCAUUGUGUUGUGUUGGAAAAUAAGCUCUGCUGUUCGUCUUCUGUGAAUCAUUGAAACAAACCGGCUUCAAGAAUUGUAGUCAGAACUAUUCAUUUUGUGUGAAACAAAUUAGAGCUCUUGUUUUCCGGAGUCACAAAAUACUCCAUGACAGAUCCUCCACCGAAAUUUUUCUUAGAAAAAAAAAUCGUGGUUCCUUGCGCAAAUCUCGCCAAUAGUCGUUGUAUCCAUCCGGUCCGUCUAAUUUUAGUAGAAUUCUUAUUAAGUUAUGUUAAGUUAUGUUAACUUUAAAUUUAGAAAGUAACCAAGAAGAAGCACAAUGUUAAAGAGCUUUGUCAUACCUUUUUUCCAAUCUUGAAACCUGUUCCGGCAUGUGAAUUUUAGCCUUGCUUCCUUGUUUGUUACUACCUCAAGUAAACGUAGUUUGUUAAUCACAAACAUCGUUGUAAUCGAUGUUUUUUUAACAAUCCGCGUGGACGGCAUUGCGCUUCGUUUACUAGUUUAGGGGGGCGUAAAAAAAUAAUCGAUUUUCAAACGGAAUGAACACGUUUUUAAAAUUCAAAUUAUGAAUGAAAAUCAACUUUUCCGUACCAACUUAGUAUUCUAUUUAAAUCGAAAAGACCUUUUUGCAGGUAGUGAAAAAAUCUUGAACGAAAAUUGUUUUUGACGACAUUUUUUUUGUGAUAAUGAAAAGUUUCAGUAAAAAUUUUGGAAAUGUAUAGACAAAUGGUUAAAUAAAAGUCAGAAAUAAGUGUUUCAAGUAAUUAAAUAACACGAUGAAAAAAAUUUCAUUCAAAUUUUAACAUUUUAAAACUGUCUUCGUGUCUUCUAAUCUGACAGAGAUUACACUAAUGAGUUUGGGCCCCAAUUAUGGCUCCUAAUUGAAAGUCGCCACCAGACAUCGACACGAUACCACUGUCAUCGCGAAUAUAAUGCUCAUCUCUCUCUCUCUCUCUCUCUCUCUCUCUCUCUCUCUCUCUCUCUCUUUCUCUGACAGUUUCUUUUUUGUCCCAGACUCUUUUUUUUGGUCCAUUUCUCUUGCAAUUUUCCUGAUCCCCCAUUUCGUCUUCCGGAAGGUCAAAAUUUGUCCUUCUUCUUGCUCACCUAGCUUGUUCCGCUUACUGGAAUAUGUGAACCAAGUGCUCGUAUCUUUUUGAAAGGGAAUAUCUACUUACUUUAUCUCAAACUCACCGCGCGUGUCCACAGAAGCUUUCCAUUUGGAUCAUUUGUUUGUAUUUGUGUCACAGUUAAUCGAUCCGCGAUGACAGAUGUACAGUGUCGACGUCUGGAGGCGACUUCCGAUUAGGGGCUUAUAAUUUGGGUCCCAAACUCGUUAGUGUAAUCUCUAUCACAUUAGAAGACACGAAUCCAGUUUUCAAGUGUUUAAAUUUUGUUUGUUUAAUUACUUGAAAUUACUUGAAACACGCAUCUUCAGUUGCCUUUAAAAACAAUUUUCGUAUGACAUUUUUUCACGACCUGCAAAAAAAAAAGUUUUUUAUUUGAAUAGAAUACUAAUUCGAUACGGAAAAGUUAAAAUUAGAUUCUUGGUACUUCGUUAGAACCUAGCUGCACAACAUCCGAACGUUUGUUUUGUCUACUAGAUUCUGCUUCAGCGUCCGAUUUGGAGAACGAUAAGCUCCAUGCGGAAAGGGUUUAUUAAUUUUAUUCUACGAGAUAGUCAUUCUGUUAAUUAUGUAAACAGUACUAUAAAAUUGUUUAACUAAUCUCAGCCCAACAAACGAUGUCAACGGGGAUCGAUCCAGGGCCGGCCGGGAUGCAGGGCUGUUUUACACGACCACGCUAUCCACAUAGCUACUGCUGCUGUUGCGUAAAUGCGUGAUAAUAUUACACCUCAUUAUAAAAUGAAGUUGGAAAGUGUUUUCUAAAAAUAAAAAGGAGACCAUAAACGUGAAUCUAUUUAUUUUUCGGUAUGGGCCGUUUAUGUGGCAAAGUAUGCGAAAAGUUUUAAUGCGCGUGUUUUUUUUUUAAUUUCUGCUAAUGUUUCUAUCCAAUGUGUCCCAUCGAGUCCAGUCAGAUAUAGCAUUCGAAAUCGAUAUUAGACUAUCUUUUUGAUUGAACUUUGCAGUUAAUAGGCAAUAUGAUUUUCCGACGUGAAGCCAAUUAAAACUGAACAAAUUACCCCUACAAUCCAAAUUCAAUUACUGAUAAUUAUACCGGGAUGCCUCUCUCAAUAAAUCCAAGAGCCGUAUUUUGACUCCACGAGCAGCAUGUUGCUCCAAUUUACGUACACCUUUGCCCCAUUUCCGCGAUAACCUUCGCAAUUAGAUGAAAAAUCACGUUCCGCAAAGAUCCACCCACGCGCGCUUGGCGAAACGUUCCACGGCUUCAGUCGGGCGGCUUUUUGUUCUCCCACCUGACGUCGAAACCAACAACAACCACCACCAUCAAUCACUAUCAGUUUGCGUGGAAACCAUUAUCAUUAUACCUGGCAUACCUGGCAGCGCUUGGCUUGGUUUCGGAGGAAUGGCGAAAACGCCCGCCACGCGUAGCUCAAAAAAAAACAGGGGCACAGGGAAAGUUGCUUUCAGCGUUGGAUAAGUAUUUUGAAACGCAACAUCCCCGACUAAUUCCAGCUUAGCAAAGAUAAGCAACAACAUCAACAACAAAUCCAAUCAGAAUUGUUCCAAAAUUUCUAUGUGUGUAUAUGGAAGAAAAUCCAAAAAAAUAAUUAAAAAAAACUCUCAUCAGCUAAAUUUUCAACUAUUAACAAUUACAAAACGAAACGAACGUAACAAGCGGAAGCACAUAUUGAUUAGCUAACGUGAUAUGAUGAAGCGAGAAAACACACAGAAGAAAAAUUUAACGCGAGCAAACAAAAAAGGGGAAAGGCAAAUAAUGUUAAUUGGUUCAAUAAACGAUCUAAGGAAUGAAAAAAAACAAGUAAUAAAAGCAGAUAACUAUCUCAUUCAUGCCGCUGAAUAACAGACACUUUUACUUGACCGCUUUUUACUAUCGUCAUUACUAGCACUAUUAUGAUUACUAAUUAUUAUUAUUGCUAUCGCUACGACUUUCACUCGUGUGAUGAUGAUUAGCGCAAAUAUACAACAACAACACAAAAAAACCAUUGAGCAACUGCUUUUUUGAGGCCUAACAAGAAAGAGGGAAAACGAAACCAAAAAUAUAAGAAAAUUUUAAAAACAUA
This is a messenger RNA of Toxorhynchites rutilus septentrionalis, 16516 nucleotides long. RefSeq names its product frequenin-1. The record is from RefSeq and is a predicted model, not a curated record. The coding region runs from base 1666 to 2229 and encodes 187 amino acids. The transcript is spliced from 8 exons. Lineage: Eukaryota; Metazoa; Arthropoda; Insecta; Diptera; Culicidae. Gene Ontology annotation, molecular function: calcium sensitive guanylate cyclase activator activity; calcium ion binding.